UAUUGAUGCGAUUUGCGCGUGCGACCGGUCGCAAUCAUUACGUUUACAAUUAUUGCGCGGCAGACUGAGUUUGUUCAGUCCAAAGGUUAAUUAAAUCAAACUAAAAAAAGAUAGGUAACAGAAUUAUACAGCACAAAUCCUAGUUGCUUUUGUCUUCGGACUAGCAGCAGGUGAGUGCAACCAAUUCUUAAAGUGAACAUUUUUUUUCUUUUGCCCCUCCCGUUUUAUCUAUUUACGCGUAUUGCAAUAUGUCACGUUAUUUCUGAAUUUCAGUAUUAUACUUUUUAUUUGAAUUUAAUUAAAAUAAUCAAAUAAUUGAAACUCAGUUAAUUCAAUUUUUUUAUACAAUAUUUUUAAAAAUAAUAUUAAAUAUACGUUAUUUUUUUUUUAUCUGAGUUUCAGAAGUAUACGUAUCCAUUUUAAAAGUGUAUGUGUGAUACCUAAUAAUAUUAGGUAAAGAAUUUCUAAUUACAAUCAAAAUGUCACUGUGGGCAAAAGCACAACAGUUACCACAAGAUGCAUUGCAAGAAGUACGUUCAGUUUAUGGAGAGCAUUUUCCAAUUGAAGUUCGACACUUCUUAUCUUCUUGGAUAGAAGAAAAAAUGACUGAUAUAGAGCCUGAUAACCCACAAUAUGAACAAUAUAUAGCUACUCUUGUUAGAUCUUUAAUUCAAGAAUUAGAAACUAAGGCAGCGUCAUUAAACACAGAUGACAUGUUUUUAACAAAAUUAAAAUUAAUGGAGGCUGCAAAAAAUUUUCGUCAGAGAUAUACGCAUAAUCCUACGGCAUUAUUUAGAAUAAUUAGACAUUGUCUAGGAACAGAAAUGAAAUUAGUAGCUCAAGUGGAGAAUUUGGGAGGUGCAUUAAUGAGUAUGGCAGGAGGAAAAGUAGGAUUGAUUAGUGAUGCUGUUGCUGAGAUAGCUCAACAUGUUGAGUCCCUGCGACGUAGAACUCAAGAAACUGGAGAAGAUUUACGAAAAAUGGAACAAGAACAAGAGGCAUUUGCUAUUAGUUAUCAUGAAUGUACUAAACUAAAUGCACAUCUUCAACAUCUUGCCACACAGCCACAAAAUCAACAAAAUUUAGAUAUGGAAAAAAAAAUUAGAAGGCAAAAAGAGCAACAAGAACAAUUAUUGAAUCAUAAAGUAGCAGGUUUAAUGCAGUUACGAUUAACAUUAGCUGACAAAUUGAAAGACACUAUUACUAGAUUAAAUAGUUUGCAAUCUAGAGUUUUAGAUGAUGAACUUAUUAGAUGGAAAAGAGAUCAGCAAUUAGCAGGAAACGGUGCACCAUUUAACAGCAAUUUGGACUCUAUUCAAGAAUGGUGUGAAAGUUUAGCUGAAUUAAUUUGGCUUAAUCGUCAACAAAUUAAAGAAGCAGAACGUUUGAAACAAAAAUUUGCAUUAGAACCACCAGGAAUGCAAGAUAUUCUUCCUGCUUUAAAUUCCCAAAUUACACAGCUUCUUAGUUCGUUAGUUACAAGUACAUUUAUUAUAGAAAAGCAACCACCGCAAGUAAUGAAAACCAAUACUCGUUUUACAAGUACGGUACGUUUGCUCGUUGGUGGAAAACUGAAUGUUCAUAUGACUCCUCCUCAAGUAAAAGUGAGCAUUAUCAGUGAAGCUCAAGCUAAUGCUUUAUUAAAGAGUGAUAAAAUGGCAAAAAAUGGAGAAGCUAGCGGUGAAAUUUUAAAUAAUACAGGGACGAUGGAAUAUCAUCAAGCGACAAGACAACUUUCUGUAAGCUUUCGUAAUAUGCAAUUAAAAAAGAUCAAAAGGGCAGAGAAAAAAGGAACGGAAUCUGUAAUGGAUGAAAAAUUUUCGCUUCUCUUUCAAUCACAAUUUAGUGUUGGAGGAGGUGAAUUGGUAUUCCAAGUUUGGACGUUAAGUUUGCCAGUUGUAGUAAUUGUACAUGGAAAUCAAGAACCACAUGCCUGGGCUACAGUUACAUGGGAUAACGCGUUUGCUGAACCAGGAAGAGUACCAUUUGCAGUACCUGAUAAAGUUCCAUGGAGUCAAGUAGCUGAAGCAUUAAAUGUUAAAUUUAGAUCUGCAACAGGUCGUUCAUUAACAGAAGAUAAUCUACGUUUUCUCGCGGAAAAAGCAUUUCGCGGUGGUAACGCAAGUGGACAAGAUUACUCUAGUUUAUUUUUGAGUUGGGCACAAUUUUGUAAAGAACCAUUACCAGAAAGAAAUUUUACGUUUUGGGAAUGGUUUUAUGCUGUGAUGAAAUUAACCAGGGAACAUUUAAAAAAUCCAUGGAUGGAUGGUUACAUACUUGGAUUUGUGAGAAAGAGGCAAGCAGAAGAAAUGUUAGCAAAUUGUGCAUCAGGAACUUUUCUAAUGCGUUUCUCAGAUUCUGAACUUGGUGGUGUUACAAUUGCUUGGGUUGGAGAUCAGACAGAAGUUUUUAUGUUACAACCAUUCACGAGCAAAGAUUUUACGAUACGCAGUUUAGCUGACCGUGUGUCCGAUUUGCAACAUCUACUUUAUUUAUAUCCAGAUAUAUCGAAAGAUCAAGCCUUUUCUAAAUAUUACACGCCGUUUACAGAAAAUCAGUCUACAUCAGCGAAUGGAUAUGUGAAGCCAUUUUUGGUAACACAUGUGCCUGGUUGGGGUGGACCUGGUAUUGGUGGUCAAACACCGUCACACUCUUCCGUAGUAGGAGUAGGAAGUAAUGGUCAAAGUGGUCCUGGUAGUAGUUAUCCUGCAACACCAUCCACUAUAUUUCAGGCACAUAGUCCAGAUCCCUCUGUAACGCGUGAUACUCCAUCAGUGGCUUCCAGAUGCGAUACCCUCCAAUACAGAGAAUAAACAGUUACAUAACGUUUCAUUUUGUAAAAUUGCUUAUAAAGCAUAUUGUAAUGAAAUCCGUCCAACGGAUAAAGCCUGGAGCAAGCCGGUACAACCACAACAACGGAAAAUUAAAUGCAUAAACGCUACUCCUGAUAAAAACACAACUCCAAUUACAGUUUACAAUUCUAGUACUGGCAAUCGAUACAAGUCUCCUUUGCCCAUUGUCAUGCCAGUUAUUGGAGUUGUGUUUUUAAUUUCUGGUAGCUACGCUCCGGGCCUUGGCCAGUCCAGCGUUGGGCGAAAUCCGGACAUGGACUAUGUGGAGCUGAUGAGUCAUGGUGAAUUACCCUCGAUCGACGAGAAUCUCAACUUGGAUCAGUUUAGCUUCUCCGAGUUCAUACAAUCGUACAACACUAAGCCACAAUAGGUAUGUCAGGCGCGAUAUAUUUCUUAUAUAUCUACCUAUCAAUCAAUUGUUUUUGUUUUUCAUCUCGAUGAUAUCUUUAAUCGUCUACAUGACGGAUAUAGUCUGUUAUUAUUGUUGUUUUAUAGGGGAGGGAUGUAAAAAUGUUUUCGUUGUCUGCAAUAUAUAUAUAUGUAUAUCUAUAUAGAUUCGCCUCCAAGGAAACGUGGCAUAUCUUUCAUUUUCAUAGUAUGAAAGUGCAAUAUGUUUAAGAGAACAAGUAUCAGUUAGUUAUGAACAAAUAAUUGAAAUUGAUCUUAGUUACAAUUAUGUGUAUCACUGAGUGUACCUCUGUGUGUCGUUUUAUAAAGUUAUAUACUUAAUUUUCAAUUCAGUACUUGUUACAUUAAUAGAAACUGGUCUUAUAUAUUUUGCCAUUUAAGUUUUAUUCAGAAACAAAUAUCGUUUGGCACAAGACGUCGAACAUUAUGUAUUCUACUAUGAUAAAACGUUAAUAUAUAAUAUGUAAUUUUAAAUGCUAUAUUUUUACAAAAUAACGAUAGUUUUUUACAGGUAUAAUAUUGAAUGAACUUUGUCUUUUUCUUAAGCAUCAUCCAAAAAAUAACUUAUAAUAUAUGAUCUAGUAAAACUUUUAUGUAUUAAUUGAAGAAAUAUACACAAGAGAUAAUGGUAACAAAUGAUGAUUAGAUUUAGAUGUCAACUGACAGUAGAAUUGCUAUGAUAAUAGGUAGCUAUGAUGCUAUGAUGCUCUAUGAUGCUAUGAUAAUUUAAUACAGACAAUCAUUUCUACGUCCAGUCAUGUAUAUAGUGAAUUUACAGAAAAUAAGUAUUUUAAUUUAAUUAACUAAUGGGAUAGUGUGCGGAAAUGAGAAACGGGAUUUUGUGCAACGCUAACAAAGAGUGUGUAUAACAUGUAAUCAGCGUGACCUAAAUAUGUGCCUUAUGAUGAUCUUCGAAUUAAUGCUCGUUAUAUUUUUUGAGAGCUCUUACAAACAAGUUGCAUGUAUUUUUAGUAAAAAAAUUUUGUCCUCGUCUCAUCAUUUAACUUUGACGAAGAAAUAACAUAUUUCUUUAUAUCGUUUAAAUGUCUUUUAUGUUCAAAAUUUUUAUUUUUUCAAAAUUUUUUGGAAAAAUUAAAAUCGAAAAUUUCUGUUUAUAUAACUGUUUGGUGUAUAACAUUUUCAAUUUUUCAAUUACCGAAAUUAAAUUUUUUGAUAAAUUUUUUAGAUCUCUAAGCAUAGGAAGUUUCUAUUGUCGGUUAAAAUAGAUAAUUCAUUUUUUAACUAUUGUUCCCUCCCCUGUAGUUUAUAUCCUCUAUUGAAAAUUCAAUCGUUGUGCAUAUAUAAAACAUCGAUAUACGCUAAAUUUCACUCUAAAUAGGGAUAGAAUUGAAAGUAGAGUUAUUCCUAUUAAAUUUACUAUAUGUAUAAUAUAAAUAUUAUAUAUAUAUAUAUAUAUAUGUACGUAUAAAUUCACAUACGUACAUAUUUAUGUAUAAGUGUGCAUGCAUGUACUUGAUCAUGUAUAUGCGUAAACGUACACGCAUGUACAUGUAUGGAUGUAGCUAAAUUUCUAAAGAGUAUAUGUUAAUAUUGUUUAUUAUUAAAUCUAUUGUCUAUUAUCCUUCAUCAAAGAUUAGAAUUUAUUUUAUUAUUGAGAACAAUUUUACUGUUUGUAAAUGAUAUACGUCAUUAUUGUUCUUAUUCAUUUAUAUAUAAUAAUUAUUAUUAUAUAAGUGUAAAAUAAGAUGUGUUCGUGCUGAAUUGACGUAUCGAAUAAAAUAGCUUCUAAUUCGAUUUUUUAAUUGUUUCCGUUCGAAUUUUAACAAUUCAAUAUUUUUUCCUUUAAAUAUUUAUUAUAACAUACAGUAGAAAUUUAUUUGGAAUAAUGAUAAAGCGAUAUAAAAAUUCUGUCAUUCAAGAAAUUGAAUAUUCAAAAAUCUAUUUUUAUUUGCACUUCAGUCACAAUUUGCAGUCUCUAUUCGUGUUAAGGAAUUGUCACAUUUGGAAUCCAAACAUUUAUAA
Messenger RNA from Heterotrigona itama, 5243 nucleotides. The record is from the annotation of a GenBank genome assembly. NCBI's taxonomy places the organism in Eukaryota, Metazoa, Arthropoda, Insecta, Hymenoptera, Apidae.